Molecule: messenger RNA, 411 nt
Organism: Protopolystoma xenopodis
Lineage: Eukaryota; Metazoa; Platyhelminthes; Monogenea; Polystomatidea; Polystomatidae
Source: the annotation of a GenBank genome assembly
AUGGCAUUCACUCUAUAUGAAGAGGCCGUUUCUGAGUCGCGUGCUCAACAAUCCGCUAUUAGCCUUAUAACGGGAACUCUUUGUAAUAUGAAGUGUUUCGAUGUCGAUAGUGCCACCACUCUUCGUAUGCAGUGUAUGCGUGCCGCUGGCCAUCUACUGCGUAGGCCUGAUCAAAGUCGAGCAGUGUUGCUUACCUCGCUACUGUUUUGGCAACCUGCUUGCCCCACACAGCUCAAAGACUCGACUCGUGAUGCAAAGGGUGCCCUCAUUUGUCUGGAAAAAGCCACCAAAUUGGCGGAAGAAUGCAUGGACGCCAUGGUUCGUACUCAACUCCUCUCCGGCAUUCUCGAGUAUUCGGCUGCCCUACUCCUCUCCGGUUGUCCGACGGUUGGUCAUUUCUCUUCCUCAUAA